AUGUUGGGGAUCAAGGCAUUCGUGCAGGAAUCCGUGCAAGCGCUUCCUCCGUCUCAAUUGCGUCUGCUAGCCGGGACACUACGGAUCGAUCUUCGAGGCUGUGAAGACCGAGGAGACAUCGAACGAGUGCUCACAGGACUGGUUUGUCUGGAUCAGGACACGUCGCUAGGAGUUUUCCUCGCUUGGCUUCGAUCUGCGGACUUACAACAGAGAAGUGGGAUCCUCGCCAGCAAGAAGCAAUCGUUUAACAAUACAUUCCUACCAGCGAUUCGUACCAAUAACCAGCAGGUUGAAGGUACUGAGCGUGUGAAGGACCAUCAUUUAGACGAUGAGAUCAAGCAGCAAUUGAGUGAAUUAGAAGUACUGGAAGCCGCGUUUAAGAAGGCUGAACGACAAGUGCACACAGGCUCACCCAGCUUUGAAAAGCUCAAGCAGUUCUUGAUGGAGUUGACGAUACUAAGAGCGAAAGAGCAGAGUGCUCGAGCUUUCCUGGUACGACGAGUGAGUGUUUUAAAACAGCAGCAUGAUGAAAUGCGAGCUGAAAUGCUGCACUCCAGAACUCAGUUAGAUUUCUUUGUUGAAGGUUUUACGAACUUGAGAAAGAGACACGACGCGCUGUUGACAGACGCCACUCGAAUGAAAGCCGAGAACGAGACAGCGCAGGAAAUCUUUAUCUCUAUGAGUGCUCACGACUGCUACUUUGAGCAACUUAUGCGCAAUACACUUAGGCAGCAGAUACGAGAUAACGAGGAUAUAAAGCGGAGACUCAAUCAAGCGCACGAGGAUCUCGAAGCUGCAGCUCAGAAUUGUCGGGAGCUGGAAGACCAGAUCUCGCAGCUUAAACGGGAACGUGGAGACGCUCGUAAAGAUGCCUAUUGCUACAAACGCCAGCUUCGUGUCUGUAAAACACGACUGAGACGACUACAGGCUGGAGGAGGCGACGGCUCUUUUUUCCGAGAUCAAGCAGUGGAAUUACGUCAAACAGUUGCUACUCUUCUGGGACUUUUACGCGAUGCAGUUGUGAGGGACACAAAGUCUCCUAAACAAACACUAAGCAAAGAGGCUUUAAGAAUUCUACAUCAAGUGCUGACACCAAAGAUUAAUGCUCCAGAGAAUGAGGCGCAUUUAUUGCGACCUCGUGGAAAUCAAGAGCAUGAGAGUGAAGAAGUAAACUCUGCACAACCGCGAGUCGUUUAUCGACGAACUUCUCUCGAUGUCGACGAAGUGAUUAAAGGUGUUUUGCUAGUGGAGGGCGCUACACCGACUGAUGCUGCGGAGUGUGCACGAAUAAUGAGCGAGAAGCUGAAGUAUCUGCCUAUUGAUCUGAAGCAAACGUUGAUGCAACUUCAGAAGGAUGAGGAGCGAGUAGGUCAAGAAGAAGAACAGAGAAAACUGCAAUUGAUCCAGGAGCAGCACGUGCAACAGAGUGAAGGCCAAGGAACGGACGGACGAAGUGAUACAAGUGUUGUAGCUUCGAUGGUAUCGCCUCAAACACCAGUGCAGCCCAGUUUAUCUGCUGAUCGACCAGCACCAACACUCGAACGCUACGCUAAUGCACUUAAGAAACACGUAUCAGACUUAAUGGAGACUCAGAACAAGCGAGGGUUUGUCAUGUACAACUGGCCAUUCUUCUCGCGUGAUGUGAACUUGCUCACUGUCAUUGGACUGCCCGUCGACAGUGUCAUCAACCUUGAAGUCAUCCAGAGCCCUCCAACAGCUCUCAGCUCCGUAGCAGCACCAAGUUCGACAACUGCAACUGUUACUACCCCAUCUACCCCUGCUUCAAUUAAGCCCAAGACUCCUGUCGCUACAGCAAAAACUACUUCAUCAAGCAGCAGCAAUUCACGAGCUAAAGCCCCCGUUGCAAGCUCCACAGCUCGAGGCAAAGCAGCACCGUCAAAACCUGCAGCAGCAUCGAAAUCUCCAGCCAAGCCUGCAAGUCGCGCAGCAGCUCCAAGCACAGCAGCAAAGCCUCGAGCUGCACGAACAACUGCGACUGCAACCUCCUCCUCCAAGCCCAAAACUCCAGCAGUGCCCUCAACUUUUGUCAAACCUGGUACAAGUACGUCUCAGCUCAAAUCUGAAGCUGCCAAAGUCAUCAAGAAGGCUCCAACUGCAGCUUCAGCUCUUCAAGGCUUGGGUGGCAUAGUGCAAUCGGUUGGACCGGCAACUUUUCCAGCUGAGCGCGUGAAUGCAAUUCUACAAGUUUUAGAGCAGCAGAAACGACGCAAAGUGGCUCCAAUUGUGCGGUGGGAUGAAGCCACUCGCCGGACGAACGAGAUGUUGGCCAUGUGGGCCGAGGAAGUCCACAUGCUUGUGGUUCUCGAGCAAGAAAGCCGCAAACCUCAGAAAGCGCCACUGGCGCCAGCAGUCAACCCCUCCAAGCCCACAACUUCAUCUCCUAAAAGAUCCACAACCGCUGCCAAGGGUCCAACACGCGGAUGAGGAAGUGGUGGGGGAUCUGCGGAUGUCGACAUGAA
Messenger RNA from Phytophthora nicotianae INRA-310, 2480 nucleotides. RefSeq lists its product as hypothetical. The transcript has a single exon. The record is from RefSeq and is a predicted model, not a curated record. The coding region runs from base 1 to 2445 and encodes 814 amino acids. Lineage: Eukaryota; Oomycota; Peronosporomycetes; Peronosporales; Peronosporaceae.